Messenger RNA from Copidosoma floridanum, 2535 nucleotides. It is a transcript of the gene lt, whose product is annotated as vacuolar protein sorting-associated protein light. Gene Ontology annotation, biological process: cellular response to starvation; vesicle-mediated transport; macroautophagy. Gene Ontology annotation, molecular function: protein binding. Gene Ontology annotation, cellular component: HOPS complex; late endosome. NCBI's taxonomy places the organism in Eukaryota, Metazoa, Arthropoda, Insecta, Hymenoptera, Encyrtidae. The record is from RefSeq and is a predicted model, not a curated record.
AUGGAAAUUAAUUUGGAUAUAAAAAAGUUUGAAGACGAAGCAGGGAAGGUUACGGAGGAAGGAUUAAAAAUAUUUGCAGAACUCAUAAACGGAUACGACAGAGUAUCGGGAAUAGUGGAAAAAUUUGAAAAAUUGACCGAAGGACUCGUAGCUAAAUUCGAAACAGCAACGGAUAUAAUAUAUUUAGCAAGUCGGGGCGUGACCCACCUGCCGGAAACAGCACUGAACGGGAUAGCAGAAGCGCAAAUAUUAGCAGAGCCAUUUAGACCGGAUCUGAGGUUCCCAGGAGAGACAAAUACGACAAAAGAGAAGGUAGCAGAGAUAUCAAAAGUAGCAAAAGGAACAAUUGAUAGAAAAAUUAUCUACUACAUCGAGAUACCGCUAGUGACAAGAGAGAGUUUGGAUUUCCUCAGGAUAUCACCGUUGCCGGUAGAACAAGAAGGAUUAAAUAUGACGAACGUAGUCGCUUAUUAUAGCCAACGAAUGGAACCAACACAAGAAGUAAAGGAGAAUCACCCUUGUGAGAUACGACUUAUACUAAGGGAGACUGUCAAGAAACUGGAAGAAUGCCCGAUAGUGUUAGCCAAAUUAAAGGUAAUGAAGGCAGGAGUGAUAGACCUAGCGAAAGAUUGCACAGCCCAAAAAUCAGAGACGAGAUUGGACUCGAGUCAGGAGGAGGGCGAGAAUCAGAUAGUCAAGUUUGAGGGUUCAAAUCUGAAUUUGAAAGAAAAAGUGCAGAAAAUAAAAGGGAUGAAACUAGAUGAGAUGUUGGAGCAAAUAAAAACGGUAGUAGAGAGGGAUGGAUUACAGGAGCUUGGUAAACAGGAGCAUGGUCCAGAAAAUAGAUUUUUUAUAGUAAGCCCAAAGGACAUAGUUGUUGCCAGUUUAUAUGACACUGAUGACAGGAUCGAAUGGCUUAUGCGCCAUGAAAAAUUUGAAAAGGCUUUGGAAGCUGUAAGAAAUAACACAAACAAAGAUUGUAAACAUUCUUUGACAGACGUUGGUUAUGUCUAUCUAGAUUACUUGAUUGAUAAUAGAAAGUUUGAUGAAGCUGGAAAAUUGUGCAUAAUAGUAUGUAGACAUAAUAAGAAACUUUGGGAAGAGAUAUUUUAUAAAUUUGCCAAGGUACAUCAGCUGCAGACAAUAUCAAAAUAUCUUCCCAGGGGUGAUAUCUCUUUAGACCCACAUAUAUAUGAAAUUGUUUUACAUGAGUUCUUAAAACUUAAUCCUGGGGGUUUUCUACAACUUAUCAAAGAAUGGUCACCUAAUCUUUAUACUGUAGCAUCUGUCAUAAAUAUGGUCUUAGAUUAUUUUCUUGAACACACAAACGAGAAACAAAGUAUCCUUCUUGAAUCGUUAGCUAUUUUAUACAGCUAUGAUAAUAAGUAUGACAAAGCGUUGGCAAUGUAUCUGAAACUCCAACAUAAGGAUGUAUUUUCUUUGAUUCAAAAACAUCAGCUUUACCAUUCUGUAUAUGACAUGAUAGAAGAGCUAAUGGAUUUAGAUGCUGAAAGGGCAGUGCAAUUUUUUCUUGAGAAGGAAAGGGUACCAUCCGAUGUUGUGGUUUGUAAACUUAAAAAUAAUCAGCGAUACUUGCACAUGUAUUUAGAUGCCUUAGAUAAAAAUGACACAAAAGAUUCGAAAAACAAGUACCAUGACUUACUUGUCAAAUUGUAUGCAGAAUAUUCCAGAGAUAAGCUUUUACCUCUUCUAAGACGCUCUGAUAACUACCCUAUUCAGGAAGCACUGGACAUUUGUGGUAGAAGACAGUUUUAUCCUGAGAUGGUAUACUUGUUGGGGCGUAUUGGAAAUACUUCUCAAGCACUGCAACUUAUGACGCGAGAGCUUAAUGACAUGAAAAGUGCCAUUGAGUUUUGUCAAGAACAAGAUGAUGAAGAGUUAUGGAAUGAUUUAAUUAAUUAUUCCUUGGAAAAGCCAGAAGCUAUUACCUUUCUUCUUCAAAGAGUUGGAACGUAUGUCGAUCCCCAACUUAUUGUUCAAAGGAUCGAACCAUACUUAAAAAUUCCUGGAUUGAAAAAAGCUUUAGUGAAAAUGAUGUGUGAUUACAACCUUCAAGUAUCAGUUCAAGAAGGCUGUACAAAAAUUCUUGCUAAUGAUUAUUUCAAUUUGCAUAAGAAGUUCGUUAAAUGCCAUCAGAAAGGAAUUUUUAUUGAUGAUGAUCAAAUGUGUGGUGCUUGUCAUAGAAAAUUAAUUUUUAGAGAACCCAAAAACCUGGUUGUGUUUUAUUGCAAACAUCCUUUUCAUGAAGAAUGCUUACCUAAUCUCCAAAUCAUAGGCUCAUUCGGCUGCAGGCUGGCUCAGGCUGCUCUCGUGCCUGUGCACAUACAAGAGCCCGCGACGGCUGGGGGCAAGGCCAAUGCUUGGAUCCUAGCUUAUCGUCCCCUAACCUUGGAUGGUCCGUUCGAUAAGCUUAAAUUCUUAAUGGCAGGAGGUGGCACGCACGGAGGAGGACUGAGAAGGGUCGAAAAAGAGUUCAUGGGCGGCAGAAACAAAAUAGACAAAAGAACUCUGUAG